CAAUUGCAUGAACUACUUUUUGUGGCUACACCACUGAACAUAUCUGGUCGCGUAUAGCUGGCAAGGACUCCUCCUAACGUGAGAGAGUGAGUGGAGGAGAGAGAGGGAGAGAGAGAGUGAAGAGAGAACAGUUGGCGAACAGCGGGAGAGGGCGGGCUAAAGGGAAAAAAAUCUUACAGGGGACUACGCAUAAACUAUAAGUAAAAUAAACACAGCACGCCACAACGUUCACAAUAUUGGACUUUUAUCAUCUGCACCGCUUGCUGUCGACAAUCGCAUCCGAGCGGGAAUGGAUCUACCUGCCGUCGGCGAACACGUCUUCGCUGUGGAGGGAAUCGAGAAGAAGCGCAUACGGAGGGGCAGAAUCGAGUACCUGGUGAAAUGGAGAGGAUGGUCCCCAAAAUACAACACGUGGGAACCGGAGGAAAACAUUCUUGAUCCCCGGCUUCUGGUGGCAUUUCAAAACAGAGAGAGGCAUGAGCAGCUGUUAGGAUACCGCAAACGAGGACCCAAGCCAAAACAUCUGUUAGUCCAGCUCCCUGCAUUUGCCAGAAGAUCCAGCAUCCUCGCCAACCUUCAGGAUUCACCCCAAGAUGAGGAAAACCAAAUCAAGCUAGACUCUGUUCCCUUGCACCGCUCCCAACCCCAGCAGUACCAGCUGAACAGCAAGAAGCACCACCAAUACCUGCCUAACUGUCAAGAGGCCUCAGCAGAGCCUCAGAUACAUGGCAAAAAGAAAUACUUCUACCAGCUCAAUAGCAAAAAACACCAUCAUUACCAACCAGACCCUAAGAUGUAUGAUGUGCAGUUUGCUAAGGUGAAAGACACAAAACCUCAGGGCCCUCCGAGCUGGAGCCUGCCCCCGGCCCUGCAGCAGAAGUGGGUCCGGGACAAAGACACUGGUUGCCUGAGCAAGGUAAAAGAUCUCAUUGUGGAACCAAAGAAACCGUCAGCCAACACAAGCCAACCAGAGCAGAGGCCCAACACAAGCCCAAAAGAAGGCAGCCUCCCCAGUGCCGUCAGCAGCAAGAUGAAGAUAAUCAAGAACAAAAACAAGAAUGGCAGAAUAAUUAUUGUCAUGAGUAAGUACAUGGACAGCAAUGUGACAUCAACGGACUUGGCCAAUGGAGACCCUUCAAGGUCUCCCCAUCAGGGUAGAGAACCUGAGACCAGCAGCACAGACCACUACCCAGAGCAGGCCAAGGUCACAAGCCACAUAAACCAGCAGGCCAAGGUCACGAGCCACCUAAACCAGGAAAACGGCAUAGCAGAAAAGGACACUAGAGGUCACACUCUGGAUAAUAAAAAGGCAAGGUCCUUCAAAGAGCACAGAUUCCCAAAGGAAAAGAUAACUGUUGAGGAGCAUUGCAGAAUGGAUACUUCUGAGGGUCAGUUCAAUACCAAAGUCGAUCAACCCUUACAGCUUACAAAUAAACCCACCUCUGCGUCAGGUGCCCCACUGGAGGUAAGCAGAUGCCAUUCAAUCCCAAAUGAUCGGAAGCGGACCUUAUCGGAGCCUGAGCGUGGGUCAGACUGUAAAAGAUUCCUGUGCUCAAGGAGCACGAGUGCCCCCGGUGCAAUGUCCUCUCCUUACCAGAGUGAACCCAUGAACCUACACCUUGGUGACCAGUGUAUGAGGAACGGUUCUAGUGAGUUCACCGACACCAACCCUGAGGAACCCAUUGAUCUGAGCUUUUGGAAGUCUCCAAAACAGACAGAGCCAUCUGUGGAAACUCCUACCUCUGAGCAACAGUCAGUUGAGACUCCAAAGAGGCCAGAGGAACCUGUGACCCAUUUCAAACCAUUUCAGGGCAACAUUGUCAUCACUGAUAUCACCACAAACUGCCUCACCGUGACUUUUAAGGAAUAUGUUUCCAUCUAGAUGAUCUGACAGUCAGUGAGAAUACAGCACUGUGGAGUUUUCUUUCUUUUCUGUAAAUAUGUAAAGCAUGUACAAAAAAGGCUCAUAUGUACGUAUAACCUAUGAUGUAUAAACACGUUGCUGCUAGAUGCAGAAUCAGAGGAGUGUCCUCAUUUUGAGUGUUUAAUAUGGUUGUAUAUGACUGUUGAAACAUGUACUUAAAGCUGCAUUGCUAAAGAUUCAAAGCACCUAAUUAUGGCAAUUAUGGUUUGAGUCAGUGAGCUACAUUGUAUUUUAAGGCUCACUGAAAAAAAGCACUUAUGUACCCAAGCUUACAAACAACAGUGGUAAAUAACGAUGCCUGUUGGAGAAAUAUGUCAGUACGAUUUAAAGUGAUCAUUUUUUACUCAGAGAGAAAUUUUGCAAAGCUAUUUUCUUGGUUCAGACAAACUUGAUUGGUAAUGAACUAAUACACAGAACAAUUAACCCACCACUUAUUUUAAAGUGGGGCCCUCAUGUUUGAGAUAUUGUGAAAUCAGCUGCAUAUUUUCCCACGCUCACCUGAGCUGUCUGCAACUCCUGUCAUCUAAUACUAAUGUCUUUUUCAUGUGAUAUCUGUCUGGGGCAUUUAAGACACUAGAUGGAGUGGUACCCCUUUCAAACGAUCAGCACAAGCUAACAAGUCCAUUGGAUUCCCAGGAACCAAUAGAACACAUAACAGUGUCAGGAAUAACCAUAUAAUGCAAAUCUGUCAACAAGCAUACUAUUUUUAUGAUCUGGUCUCCACAUAGGUAUUUCUCUAGCAUCAGGCUACAUACUUGCAAAACACAAGAGGAGG
Clupea harengus (Atlantic herring) is the source of this 2699-nucleotide messenger RNA. RefSeq names its product chromobox 4 (gene cbx4). Lineage: Eukaryota; Metazoa; Chordata; Actinopteri; Clupeiformes; Clupeidae. Gene Ontology annotation, cellular component: PRC1 complex. The record is from RefSeq and is a predicted model, not a curated record. Gene Ontology annotation, molecular function: SUMO binding; SUMO ligase activity. Gene Ontology annotation, biological process: negative regulation of transcription by RNA polymerase II; protein sumoylation.